AUCACGUGUUUGGAGAUCAAAGGAGAUCCGCUUUGUAGAGCUGGAGAGAGGUAGUGAGAAAGAGAAAAAGAGAGAGAAAGAGAGAAAGAGAGAGAGAGAGAGAGAGAGAGAGAGAGAGAGAGAGAGAGAGAGAGAGAGAGAGAGAGCGGGCAAGCAAGCAACGUAAUUGACAAGGCUGCAAUGGUGAAAUAAACACUCUCGGCCAACGCACAGCUUUCGUUGCACAAUUGCGAAAACACGGCGCUCUUUUGACGCAUCGAUCUCGCUUCAGAUUCGAUUUCCAGAAUUUCAGCACCAUCACCUAAUCACGCUUGGAAAUUAUGUUCCGAUCGGCGCAUAUCCAACCGGCAAGAUGAUGAUUUUACCAAGGAGAAGGUUAGAGUGUGUAGCCGAUUCGGUGGUCUUGGUGAUCUUCGUGGUCACCACUUCUCUUGGAACGGUUUUCGCCAAGGAUACGGCUUUUGUGGAAGUAGUGCUGUUUGAGUCAAGUCCAAAUGGAGAUUAUACUACAUACACGACGGGGUUGCAAGGACGAUUCUCAAAGGCAGGAGCCACUAUCAGUGCGGAGGGCGAGAUCGUGCAAAUGCAUCCGCUGGGGCUGUGUAACAACAAUGAUGAGGAGGACCUAUACGAGUAUGGCUGGGUGGGAGUGGUGAAGCUGGAGCAGCCUGAGCUGGACCCCAGCUGUCUCACUGUCCUGGGAAAGGCGAAGCGAGCGGUUCAGAGGGGAGCGACGGCUGUCAUCUUCGACGUGUCCGAAAACCCUGAUGCCAUCGAUCAGCUGAACCAGGUAGCGGAGGACCCUCUGAAGAGGCCAGUAGUUUAUGUGAAGGGGGCCGAUGCUGUUAAGCUGAUGAACAUAGUCAACAAGCAGAAAGUGGCCCGUGCCAGAAUCCAGCACAGACCACCAAGGCAGCCUACGGAGUACUUUGACAUGGGGAUCUUCCUGGCCUUCUUCGUAGUGGUAUCUCUGGUCUGCCUCAUACUGCUCAUCAAGAUCAAACUAAAACAGAGGAGAAGCCAGAGUUCUAUGAACAGGAUGGCCAUCCAGGCCCUGGAGAAGAUGGAGACCAGGAAGUUCAAGGCCAAGGUCAAAGGGCAGCGCGAGAGCAGCUGCGGGGCAUCGGAUUCACUGAGCAGUAGCUCCACCUCAGACUGCGCUAUCUGCCUGGAGAAGUACAUCGACGGAGAGGAGCUGCGGGUCAUCCCCUGUGCCCACAGGUUCCAUAAGAAGUGUGUGGACCCUUGGCUCCUCCAGCACCACACCUGCCCUCACUGUAGACACAACAUUAUUGAGCAAAAGAAGGGGAACCCCGGCCCUGUCUGCAUGGAUGGCAAUCCCGUCCACAGCCGGCAGCAGAGGGUAGUCCUGCCCGUCCACUACCCAGGCAGGGUGCACCGUGCUGGGCAGGUGACUACCUACCCCACCCGCACCUCCAUGGACCCCCAUGGUAACCCCAUCACAAUGCUCACUGUGGACCACCACCCAGACCCCCAGGGCCUGUACCCUCCCCAGUCUGCCCACGCCGGGGCCUUCCUCCGGGGCUACCACCCCCACACUACCAUGCACCUGGACCACUCCCUCAACCCCCACCACUGUGGCCUGGAGCACCAACACCGCGGCCUGGGCCUCAACCCCCCCACCUACCCCCAGCACCAGCAGUCCGGGCCCCACCAUGGAGCCUUCAAGAGGCCCAAAUUCCAUGGGCGCAGCUUCUCACGUGCUGCCUGCUACUCGCAGUAUGAGACCAUGUACCAACACUACUACUUCCAGGGCUUGACCUUCCCCCAGCAGGGUGAGGGGGCUGCAGGCAUUGUGGGGGUGGCUGGGGGUGCCGGGCCCCACAAGGGCCACCACAGCAGGGCCUUCCAGGGGGGUCUGCUCUACCCCACGGUGGUCCACAUGGCCCCUGCUACCAGCUCCAGGAUAGGGGAGGCAGGGAGCGGUGCCUCAGGCCUGGGCUGUUACCAUGGCCACCACUCUGUGUGCAGCGGUUACCUGGCCGACUGUCCGGGCAGCGACAGCAGCAGCAGCAGUUCGGGCCAGUGCCACUGUUCAUCCAGUGAUUCUAUGCUGGACUGCACCGAGGUUAGCAACCAGGGGGUGUACGGCUCCUGUUCUACCUUCCGCAGCUCCCUGAGCUCUGACUACGACCCCUACGUCUACCGCAGUAAGAGCCCCUGCAGGGGUUCGCAAGGGGAGCCAGGGGCCACAGCCGCAGGGGCCUCCACCGCCUGUCCCUCCACAGCCGAGGACUCCCUAACCCCAGCUCCCUCGGGGGCCGAUGGCUGCAGCCUGCAGCCACAGCCUCCUCCAGGAGCCUGUGGGUUCGGCUCGGGGGACCAGCUCUCCAGCUGCAGUCUGGAGCCGAACUACAGCAGCCGCUCGUCACUGGAGCAACCCAGGGACACCAGCACCACUAGCACUACCUCAGCCGGCCCUCUAGAGGGAGCCGCUGACAGAGGGAAGGGGGGGCAGACAGGGGAGGAGAUAGGGGGGAAUCAUGUCCUGGGGGGAGUAGGAGCAGGGGCGUGUAGCUGCUGUUUUGAGGUACUCCCACCCAACAUGGAGUGCAUAGGUCAGCAGGGGCAAGACUCGGACACGGCUGGGUCUCUGGCCUCCUCAGGGCGUGGCUGUCACAGGGGGGCGGAGUUCCAUCAGCAGAGCUCCGCCUCUCAGCAUCAGCAGAACUUUUACGGCCAGGGGGAGCACCUGUUAGCUCCGUCGGAGCAGGUGAGUUACGAGGGCCUGCCCUGCUUCUUCUACAAGGAGAUGAAGGUCCACCGGGCCACAGGGGGGCGCUAUAACGAGGAUUAUGCCGUGAACGUGCAGUACGCACACCACGCUGCAGACUCAGACGCCUGCUCCGGACAGGGCUGCUGUGGCGAGCUCAGCCAGAGAAUACCCAUAAUCCAUGAGGACACAGACUGUGAACCGGGCUUGGGGGCGGAGACCCAGAGCAGCCUACUGCUAGGCAGCAUCAUCACGGGGGAAGGGCAAGGGGGUGAGGGGCGGACUGGGAAUCGUUGGCGGGUGGAGCCAAGUGAAGGGGGGUACUUUACUUCAGGACAGUUCAGAGGUCAAACUUACCCCACCCAGGAGGAAGAGACCAGGGCCCUGUUCCACCCUCGGAACGCCACUAACCACGAUGCGUCGGGAAACAGUAAAGCUACAGAUGAGGGGCUUGGGGGUAUAUGAGGGGGUGUGGAGCCCAGAAACAGCCUCUUUGGUACCGAACUAGUCAGUCGUUCAGUCAGUCAAUCAACAAACCCUCAGUUGCCUUGUUCUAAGCCUUGCUCGCUGAGCUCUGAAUGUUAUAAUCCUAUAUGGUGAUGGUGUGGAUUUCUACUGAAAAUUAUAUGAUGGCCUGCCUGGUGUAACCAGGCCUAUCCAGUUCAUUCCUGUGGCUCAGCCCACCUCGUGGCCCCACCAGCAGCUUCUACAGGCUGUGAUAGAGAAUCAGGCUACGACAUAUGGGUGGAUGUUCAGUGGUUGGCUUGGCAGGGGCACAACACGACAUGUAGGCUACUACCACAUACCAUCUGUGCCAGCCAGGGUCAGUCAUGAGACCCAUUAGAAGAUCAACUAAUUGUGUUAGCUGGGCCCAGUUUGUGAGAUUGUAUUUUCUGAUUUGGUGAGUUGUUUUUCUUUACAUGAUAUCGAAACUCCAUCUUGUGCAAAACUUUUGAGGAUUUCUUUCCCUUUUUUUUCCCUCUUCUUGUUAAUUCUUAUUACACAAAUGCCUGGAUGUACAUGCAGUAUGUAUGCACUAUACGUACAGUCAGGUCAAAAAUGAUUGGCACCCUUGUUAAAGAUGAGCAAAAAAGACUGUAUACAAUAAAUAAUACAAAUAAUGAGCUAUAUUAUAUUUUCGGGACUUGAACCCGAUUGAAAACCUGUGGUUUGAAUUGAAGAGGGCUGUCCAUAAGUGCAGAUGAAGGAUAUCAAGGAUCUGGAAAGAUUCUGUAUGGAGGAGUAAUCUAAGAUCCCUCCCAAUGUGUUCUCCAAUCUCAUAAAACAUUUUAGAAAAAGACCAUGUUGUUAUCCUCACAAGGGGAGGGUUCUUGAGUAUUGAAAAGAGGGGUACCAAUAUUUUUGACCCCUAUCUUUUUUUGUAUUACUUAUUAAAUAAAGUAUCUCCCUCUGAGCAAUAGUAUUAGCAUAAAAUAAGUAUUUUUUUUGCUCACCUUUAGACCUGACUGUGUGUACUGUACUGUACUUAUUUUAUGACAUACAGCUACCUAUACAGCUUGGAAAACAAGCUUCAACAAACCACCAACUCAGAUGAAAGGUUAUGUAAGAAUACCAAAACCUUUCCCUUUUCUUUUUUUAGGGGGUUUGGUGGGGAUUCGGAUCUUUUGGUAGUUGGAGGACAGCCAGUGUCAGUCAGUCGCCCACUUCUCUCAUUGGGAAGAUGAAGCUAAGCUAUACAAACUACUCUACAGUUCUGUCUGUUGGUGGUAUACUCAGUCCAACACCAAGCCUUAGGCCAGCGAGCCAUACUUACUAUCUGGGGCGGGACUGUGUCACUUUUUGGUUGAAUAGAGGUCCACAUAGUGACAAUGUUUCUCUGAGUUCCUCGAAAGAGAUUUGGAAAUCUUCAAAGGAUUGGUUUCAUAUCCAUUUUAGUUACUAUUUCUAGUUUAGAAGCUCAUGGUUUUUUUUUUUGGGGGGGGGGGGGGCAGUUACUCAUCUAGCCUCCUCAACACUUAAGCUCUAAUGUAGAUGGUCGUAUGAGGCUCUUGUGUUGCUUAAAAAAAAAUAGGCCAAAGGAAAAAAGUAUCAUUCACAAGGGAUCUCUUUUAUACUGUGGCUGUGUGUUUUUGUUGAUGUAUUUUUUACAACACAGUUACAAAAAAAGCAGCACAUCUGAUUUUAGAUUUUUUUUAAUGAUUAAAUCACACAAUACACACCAUGCUCACAAACAAUAUCAACGUUGUUUGUUCAUUCAUACCUUCUUUCUGUUUGUUUUACAGACUGUAUUCUACUGUUUCUAUGAAAUGUACCCAUUCUCUUCACAGAGGCAUUUGUUUUGAAAUAACAAUAUUUAUAUGUUAACCCAGAGCCCUAAUAAAUUAAAGAUAUUGAGAAUCUAAUCUUGCCUUUGCAUAGAGAUGUGUUGCAAAUGAAAAUUUGGGGGUACGCAAGUCACUAUUUAAUUUGUUUUAAUUGUUUGUAGCACUUAAGAUUAUAUAAAAAGAAAAUGUGUACAAAAAAAUGCUUUUUAAAAAACAAUUUAAGAAAUAUAAUUAUUUUCUCCAUCAUUACCAUUUUAAAAAGGUUAGAAAUCAAUCUGUAUAUUUCUGUAUCUGUAUAGCAGCACAUUUCAUAAAUGGAAAUAUGUUCUCUGAAUAUUUAUUUACUAAUAUAUUUAUCUUUAAGCCAUGUCUUAUGUUGUGUAUGAACAUUUUGGAGUUGUUAUUUGGUUGCUUUCUUUGAUAAAUCACUAACAUGAGACUUUGUAAAUACAUGGUAAUUGCACAUAAGACGAUUUUAAAUACUCUCUGACCAAAAACUGAUUUAAAAAAUGUAGUAUCAUACAGUUUUGUAAUUAAAGUGUACAAAGAUCUGUAAAAUAUACAGUUUUAUUCAAGUAAA
Molecule: messenger RNA, 5599 nt
Organism: Oncorhynchus masou masou (cherry salmon)
Lineage: Eukaryota; Metazoa; Chordata; Actinopteri; Salmoniformes; Salmonidae
Product: E3 ubiquitin-protein ligase znrf3-like
Biological process (GO): ubiquitin-dependent protein catabolic process; Wnt receptor catabolic process; negative regulation of canonical Wnt signaling pathway
Cellular component (GO): plasma membrane
Molecular function (GO): frizzled binding; ubiquitin protein ligase activity
Source: RefSeq, a predicted model, not a curated record